Messenger RNA from Cryphonectria parasitica EP155, 1228 nucleotides. Its product is annotated as alpha/beta-hydrolase. The record is from RefSeq and is a predicted model, not a curated record. The transcript has a single exon. Bases 29 to 1051 code for a protein of 340 amino acids. Gene Ontology annotation, molecular function: hydrolase activity. Lineage: Eukaryota; Fungi; Ascomycota; Sordariomycetes; Diaporthales; Cryphonectriaceae.
AUACCAUCCAUCACCCAUCAUCCACAUCAUGCCCGUCGACAAGCUCAAGCCAAAUGACCCGCGGGUCCAGUCCGCCACGGCCAACCUGCGCGGAAGGACAUACCACUAUCUCCACGGUAAGCCCUCAGGCACCAUCAAGGGCACCGUCCUGCUCGUCCACGGCUGGCCCGACCUCUCCUUUGGUUGGCGCCACCAGGUGCCCCUGCUGCUCUCCCUCGGCCUCGAGGUGAUCGUGCCCGACUGUCUCGGCUACGGCGGCACCGAUGCACCCCAGGAUCUGGCCCUGUACAGUCUCAAGUCCGUCUGCGACGACUUCGCCGAGCUCGUGCGGCAGAUCUGCGGGCCCGACGGCCAGAUCAUCCUCGGCGGCCACGACUGGGGCGGCAUGUUGGUCUGGCGUUUCGCCCUGUGGCACCCGGAGCUGCUCAAGGGCGUCUUCAGCAUCUGCACCCCUUAUGUGCCCCCUUCCCCCGUCUUCAUCGACAUCCCAGACAUGAUCAAGAGGCUGCCCAACUUUUCAUACCAGGCGCAGCUCGCCGGGCCCGACGUGGAGCGCGAGAUCGGCAGCGACCCGGACAAGAUCCGCGGCUGGCUCAAGGGUAUGUAUGGUGCGCAGGGCCCCGCGGGCGAGCACGUCUUCUCGGUAGAAAAGGGCGUGUUCUUUGAGAACAUUGACAAGAUGGGCGACUGCCCCCUGCUGAACGCUGAGGAGGUCGACUUCUACGUGCAGCAGUACGCGAGGAACGGCGUCCGGGGCCCGCUGAACUGGUACCGCACGCGCAAGAUCAACUACGAGGAAGAGCUGGCGCUGCUCAAGGACGGGCAGCAGCCCAAGAUCAAGAUCCCAUCCCUGAUGGUCACUGCGGCUCAGGACGCUGCGCUGCUGCCGUCCAUGGCGGCGGGUAUGGACGCUUUCUUUGAGAACCUGACGAAGGCUUCGGUCGACGGGACGCACUGGGCGCUGUGGGCGCCGUGGGCGGAGCAGACGAAUGGGAAAAUUGAGAAGUUUGUUCAGGAUCUGCUGAGUGGUUCGGCCAAGGCGUCGAUUUGAGAAAGUCUUUCCCCUCCGAGGAUAAGAUCUCAUACAUAGUUAUGCAUGUGUAUUUCUCAUCAAGGGAUGUGGUAGGAGACUUGGUCCAUCAAAAACCCAAGUAGAGGUAGCCGCCUCCACUACCAUCACCAUCGUCACAUGAAGAUGUCGUCAAAUCAUGGAUCCAAAGUUCAUGCU